This is a messenger RNA of Drosophila subobscura, 725 nucleotides long. It is a transcript of the gene Bet5, whose product is annotated as trafficking protein particle complex subunit 1. Lineage: Eukaryota; Metazoa; Arthropoda; Insecta; Diptera; Drosophilidae. The coding region runs from base 245 to 682 and encodes 145 amino acids. The record is from RefSeq and is a predicted model, not a curated record. The transcript is spliced from 3 exons. Gene Ontology annotation, cellular component: TRAPP complex. Gene Ontology annotation, biological process: endoplasmic reticulum to Golgi vesicle-mediated transport.
AAAUAAACUUUUUGCAGGACGUCAAUUGUCAUAAAUCAUUGCCUCAGAAAACAUUUUCCAUUGUUUUGUGACGACGUUUUUGCAAAAAAUUACUUGCAUGGACGUGUAGGUGUCGUGCCAUGAAAUGAGAGACAUAACAAUAAAUACGAUAACAAAACGUGAAUAAGAUUGAAAGUUAAUUUUUAAAAGGAAGCUCAAUAUUCGGGCUUUGGGUGCCCUUGUCAAUGCAAUUCACUUUGAAAAGAUGACCAUCUUCAAUCUGUACAUUUUUGACAAGUGCGGUACGCUAAUGCACUACGCCGAAUGGAACCGCACCAAGAAAUCCGGCAUAACCUGCGAGGAGGAAGCCAAGCUGACCUACGGCAUGCUCUUCUCCAUUAAGUCGUUCGUAAGCAAGAUAUCUCCCUACGAUCCGCGCGAGGGUUUCCUCUACUACAAGACAAACCGAUACGCCCUCCACUACCUGGAAACGCCUUCGGGACUGAAAUUCGUGCUUAACACGGACACGACCGCCAUCAACGUUAAAGAGCUUCUACAGCAGCUGUACUCCAAGGUCUGGGUGGAGUACGUAGUUCGGGACCCCCUGUGGACGCCCGGCACUGUGGUUACCUCCGAGCUGUUCCAGAGCAAGCUGGACGAAUUCAUCAAGCAAUCACCCAUAUUUGGCAUUAGAAACAUAUAGAAUUAAGUGACUCAUAAGCCAAAAGAAAAUCCGUACAAAAUUC